AUGGCCACCGUCAACCCUCCAAAUGACUCCAAUGACUCCAACCCUCUCUCAAAUCCCCCAGCCACCGUCACUUCCCCUGUACCCUCUAAUAUUGUUAUUCAACAAGACACCUCCUCGUUCCCCAUUACUGUUGUCCUUGAUGAUAACAACUAUCCUCUUUGGUCCCAACUAAUGGACAUGAGGAUCGGAGCUCGGAACAAGUCGGGAUUUCUCACUGGAACCACAACGAAACCAGCAACCACUGAUCCGACGUAUGAAUCCUGGAUCACCGACAACAAGCGGGUGAAAAGUUGGUUGAUCGACUCGAUGACUCCUCAACUGAUGCAACGCUUCAUCCGCCUCGACUCCGCUCAUGAAAUCUGGGAUGCGGCUCGCCGGACCUUUUAUGAUGGUUCAGAUGAAACUUGCCUUUUCGAACUCAACCAACGCUCCUUCUCAACCAAGCAAAACGGUCGUCCUCUGUCUACAUACUACAAUGAACUCCUCUCCAUAUUUCAAGAAAUUGAUCACCGAAUGACCUCCCCUGCCACCACCGUGAACGAAAUACUUCAAACACACUCAUCCCUGUCUCGUAUGCGUGUCCACAUCUUCCUUAGUGGACUGGACUCUGAUUUCGACCAAGUCCGUGGUGAAAUCCUUCGAAAAGAUCCCAAAUUGGAUUUGGAAAACUCGUAUGCAUAUGUUCGGCGAGAAUAUCAGCAGCGUAUUACCAUGGGCCGUCCUUCACUCACAUCAGAUUCUUCGGCCCUACUGUCACAGGUUCCUCGACCUUCCCCUGUUCCUCCUAAAUUUCGCAAAGAGGGUUCUUCUGGGAAAACCCUUGUUUGUUCACACUGUGGUGAAUCUGGACAUUCAAAGACUCGUUGCUAUAAAAUUGUUGGAUAUCCUGAGUGGUGGGAUUUUAACAAGCGUCCUCGCAGAAAGGUACUAUCCAAAGCCCUCCAGUCUUCCACCGAAGGUGAAUCCUCUCCACACCCUCGUGCUAAUGCUGUGUAUGAAGGAAUUUUAGGUAACUCUCUUACUCUUUCUGCUCACUCUCGGAAUUCUUCAUGGAUAAUUGACACUGGGGCGUCAGAUCAUAUGAUUCGUGAUGCCUCCGCCCUACAAAAUUGCUUUCCUUGCCCAACAACCACUAUCACCACUGCUAAUGGUGGUUCUGCUUCUGUUACUGGUCAGGGUACCGUUGUUCUUACCCCCCACAUUACUCUUCACUCUGUGCUUCUUGUUCCCUCUCUAGACUUUAAUUUACUCUCAGUGAUUGGCUAUGGUGUUAGACGAGGAAAUCUCUACUUCUUGGACCUCUCUGUUGAUGAACCAGAUCCACAUGGAAGAGCCUCUGUGACUACAUCUCCAGGCUAUUCUGAUCUCCAAAAAGGAUACAGAUGUUUUGAUCCCAAGUCCCAUAAAAUGUUUGUCACCCUUGAAGUUUCCUUUAGAGAAACCGAACCCUUCUAUUCAGGGGGAGCCCCUUCUUCUCCUUCUCAGGGGGAGAUUCAGCAUAUUAGAGAAGGAGAAUUUUGGUUAUCAUCCCAUGUGACCCCUAUUCCGGCACCCCCUCUUCCUACAAAUCAAAUUCCUCCUCAAGUUCCAAUCUCUGAACCACCUGAAACAAUCCAUCAUAGUACAGACCCUCCUUCACCGCAUGAGAUUCCAAGUUUACCACACAUAGCUGAGUCACCUGCAGAGGACAACACUGAAGCACAAGCAGAAACCACUACUGAGGUAAGUCCUGUCCGUAAUAUAGAACUUUCAAUUACUACUCCUAGCAUCCCAUCCCCACAAGUCAGAAGGUCAGAUAGACCAACCAAAGGUAUACCAAAACCUUUUUAUGAAGCAGAUCCAAAAGCAAAAGUCAAGUAUCCCAUAAGCAAUUAUGUUUCCUCUCACAAGCUAUCCGGAUCAUAUGCUCUAACACUCAAUCAAUUAUCCACUGUAUCUCUUUCUAAUAGUGUGCAGGAAGCGUUGGAGGACCCAAAAUGGAAACAAGCAAUGAACAUCGAAAUGGAAGCACUCCAAAAGAAUGAAACAUGGAUGUUAACUUCCUUACCUAAUGGCAAAAGAAAAAUUGGAUGCAAGUGGGUGUACACCGUAAAGCUCAAGGCAGAUGGAAGUAUUGAUAGAUACAAAGCGAGACUUGUGGCAAAAGGAUAA
Gastrolobium bilobum is the source of this 2151-nucleotide messenger RNA. RefSeq lists its product as uncharacterized. NCBI's taxonomy places the organism in Eukaryota, Viridiplantae, Streptophyta, Magnoliopsida, Fabales, Fabaceae. The coding region runs from base 1 to 2151 and encodes 716 amino acids. The record is from RefSeq and is a predicted model, not a curated record. The transcript is spliced from 3 exons.